This is a messenger RNA of Aspergillus pseudonomiae, 2087 nucleotides long. Its product is annotated as nucleobase:cation symporter-2 family protein. Gene Ontology annotation, molecular function: xanthine transmembrane transporter activity. Gene Ontology annotation, biological process: xanthine transport; transmembrane transport. NCBI's taxonomy places the organism in Eukaryota, Fungi, Ascomycota, Eurotiomycetes, Eurotiales, Aspergillaceae. The transcript is spliced from 3 exons. The coding region runs from base 327 to 2087 and encodes 586 amino acids. The record is from RefSeq and is a predicted model, not a curated record. Gene Ontology annotation, cellular component: fungal-type vacuole; membrane.
GCAUGUGCUCGUCACUUAUCGAUAAUCGUAUCGCUUUGUUCUCGGAAAUUUGCAAAAUCUGAUCGGGCUUCCCCAGGGAUUAUUGUUGUCUAGAGAGCUCUUGGAAACAUAAAACUCACGUUUCCCCGCGAUCUUGAUUCGAGAUAUCAGUUUGAAUCAUCAUUCAUACCCUGGUUCACAAGACCUUCUCCCCGCGAUCGUUCGUCAUACGGAAGCGAACCCUAUCUAUCUGGAGAAAUUUGCCUCCAUCGUGAUCACAAACGUGGUUCCGUCGACAGAAGAGAUAUCAGUUGUCCAGCUGCGACACAUUCCCAAAGCUCCCCAACAUGGAUGGACCAGAUCAGAUUGGUCCGGACCUACGUCCCAAGCAAACUUGGGCCGAUAAAGGCCGUCGAAUUGUCAAAACCUUCACCACGAGGGAUGGAUUAAUAGGAGACUACGAUUAUGCAUACCUUUUCACACCCAAAAUUCCUUUCAUGAAGCAAACGAGGCGAUCGGCCCCGUUUUUUGGACUCGAGGAUCGAGUCCCAGUUUUUCUGGCUCUUCUUCUGGGCUUACAACAUGCCCUAGCUAUGUUGGCUGGAGUUAUCUCGCCGCCAAUCCUCCUGGGUGGUUCUUCCGGAGCCAACUUUGGAGAUGAAGACUACCAAUACCUAGUGUCGACCUCUCUGAUCGUAUCCGGAUUGCUGUCUGCCCUUCAAAUGACCCGCAUUCACAUCUACAAAACGCCAUACUCGAUGGGUACGGGCCUGAUUUCAGUUGUUGGUACCUCGUUCGCGAUUAUUACCGUAGCGUCGGGAGCUUUUACUCAAAUGUAUUCGUCCGGAUACUGCCCGGUUGAUGCCCAGGGCAACCGUCUGCCUUGUCCGAAGGGCUAUGGAGCUCUCCUCGGUACCUCCUGUCUAUGCUCUUUACUCGAAAUCGGCCUUUCAUUCAUAAGUUCCAAGGUCUUGAAACGUGUCUUCCCAGCCUUGGUUACUGGACCAACUGUCCUACUGAUUGGAGCAUCUCUCAUUGAGAGCGGCAUGAAAGACUGGGCGGGAGGCUCAGGCGGUUGUGGCAGCGACCCCUCCGCCCGUGCCCUAUGCCCCAGUGCAGAUGCACCGCACGCUCUACCCUGGGGUAGUGCAGAGUUCAUCGGUCUCGGAUUCCUGGUCUUCGUGACCAUUAUUCUGUGCGAAAGAUUUGGCUCCCCCAUCAUGAAAUCCUGCGCCGUCGUCAUCGGUUUGCUGGUUGGAUGCAUUGUGGCGGCAGCAUGUGGCUACUUCGACCGCUCAGGCAUUGACGCAGCCCCAGUAGCGUCCUUCAUCUGGGUCCGGACAUUCCCCUUAUCGAUAUACCCACCACUCAUCCUCCCCUUACUAGCAGUCUACAUCGUGAUCAUGAUGGAAUCAAUCGGCGACAUCACAGCCACAUGCGACGUUUCUCAAGUGGAAGUGGAGGGGCCCAACUUCGAUUCGCGCAUUAGAGGUGGUGUCCUGGGCAACGGUAUCACCUGUUUGAUCGCAGGCUUAUGCACCAUCACACCCAUGUCUGUGUUCGCCCAAAACAACGGCGUCAUCGCUCUGACGAAGUGCGCAAACCGCAAGGCUGGAUACUGCUGCUGCUUCUUCCUCGUCAUCAUGGGCAUCUUCGCCAAGUUCGCUGCCGCGCUUGUCGCCAUCCCCAGCUCUGUCCUCGGUGGUAUGACUACCUUCCUCUUCUCGUCCGUCGCUAUCUCCGGUAUCCGUAUCAUUUCCACCAUCCCAUUCACACGUCGCAACCGUUUCAUCCUCACGGCCUCUUUCGCCAUCGGUAUGGCUGCCACGUUGGUGCCAGAAUGGUUCCAAUAUUUCUUCACCUACAGUGGUGAUAACCACUCCCUGCAGGGGCUUCUAGAUGCUGUGGUGCUCGUUAUGACCAACGGAUUCGCAGUCACCGCUAUGCUGGGGUUGGUUCUCAACCUUCUUAUCCCGGAAGAUCCGGAGGAAGAGGCCGCCAUCAUGGAGGCCAGGGGUAGCGAGGUCCGGAGUGAGAAUGAAGAGACGAGGGACAUUUCGGAGUCCCCAGACUAUAAGGGCGCCCAGGCUGGUCCGGCUACUGUAUAA